AUGCCUUUCACUGCUUCUGAUAUCUGCAAAAUCAUCUUCGCCAUCAUCCUGCCUCCUCUGGGUGUCUUCCUGGAGCGCGGAUGUGGUGCUGACCUCUUGAUCAACGUCUGUUUGACCAUCCUGGGUUGGUUGCCCGGUGUUAUCCACGCCUUGUACGUUCACUUCCACCCCAAAAUAGCUUCAAUCGAGAAGCAGAGAGAAAAAGUUGUCGUGACUAACCUUGGUUUUCCAACAGCUACAUCAUAUUUAAAUAUUAAUCAUGCUGAAAUGACGACUUACACGCCGCUGCACCUCGGACCUUCGGCCGUUUCCUUCCGAGCAAUUCUCAGUUGGGAAAUUAAUUUACUCAGGAUGUCUGCAUCUCACCUUGCCAUUCCUGUUCACAGUACCUGUGGAUAUGCAGCAUGCCAUUUUCCGAAGCCUCGAGUAUCAGUGCUACGUGAUUCCGCGAGGUUCCGAGCCAAGUCUGCAUUCCCCACCUCCUUGACGUGGCAGACAAUGUUCAUAAUUCUUUAA
Molecule: messenger RNA, 516 nt
Organism: Penicillium angulare
Lineage: Eukaryota; Fungi; Ascomycota; Eurotiomycetes; Eurotiales; Aspergillaceae
Product: YqaE/Pmp3 family membrane protein
Exons: 2
Coding region: 1-516 (171 amino acids)
Cellular component (GO): membrane
Source: RefSeq, a predicted model, not a curated record